Messenger RNA from Vitis vinifera (wine grape), 641 nucleotides. RefSeq lists its product as uncharacterized. Bases 13 to 426 code for a protein of 137 amino acids. NCBI's taxonomy places the organism in Eukaryota, Viridiplantae, Streptophyta, Magnoliopsida, Vitales, Vitaceae. The record is from RefSeq and is a predicted model, not a curated record. The transcript has 2 exons.
CGGAAAAAUCUCAUGAUGGGAUCCCAUCAACAACUGAAUAUGGCAGAAAGCUCGGCUCUUAAGACUCAAUUCGCUCCUUUUGACAACCGUCAAAAAAUUAAAGGAGGUAGACCUUGGUGUGAUCAUUGCAGAAAGCCGGGACACUCAAGAGAAACUUGCUGGAAGAUUCAUGGAAAGCCAGUAGAUUGGAAGCCACGUCAACCACUUGAGAAAGAAGGACGAGGCAAUCAUGUGGCUACCGAUGAACAAUCGCCACAACCUGAAGCUAGCCCUUUUAAUAAGAAGCAAAUGGAGAUGCUUCAGAAACUACUGUCUCCUCUUUUGUCAGUACAGUCACAAACUGGCUCAUCUUCCAACCAGGUCAUUGGUUCCGGAACCUUGGCUCACAAAGGAUUUGGAUUCGGGGAAGACGAUUGGCAAUGCUGAGGAAUGCUCUGGACUCUACAUCCUUAAGGAGCGCCACGAUCCACAAGAACAACCUCAAAUGACAGUUGGUAGUAAUUCUUUUUCGGUUUCAUGUCAAAAUAACGAUAGUGCAAUUAGGUUGUGGCACUAUCGCUUAGGUCAUCCAAAUGUUAUGUAUCUCAAGCAUUUAUUUCCUUCAUUAUUUAAUAAAAAUCCACAAUCCUUUGAGUGUGAAA